AGUGAGAACCGAAGAAUGUAUUUUUUCUUAGAAGUUUCAACGGAGAGGGGUCGCGAGAAUCGGGGAAGUGGCCGGUCUGGCCGUGGUAGCGGCGGCACCGGAAGUAAUCGUGGUGGCGGUGGUGGCAGAGGUGGGAAUUACCCACGUUACCAGCACCAUCAGCGGGGUCAGCAUCAAAGUGGUGGAGGUGGAAGAGGAUUGGGUAGGGGUUGGUUUCCCACCCAGACCGGUGAUCAGCAGCGGGGUAAUAGGCUGGGUCAAAGACGUCAAGGUGGUGGCGCGUACCGGGCACACCAACAUGGUGGUCAGGGUGUGAGGCCUACAAGGGUGGAAUCAAGUGAAGGGUGUGUGGUUGGUGGAGGAGGAGGAGUGCGGACUGGGAGACCUUGUGGACCCACUUUUGUGCCUGGUCAAUCCCAACCUCGCUCCUGUUAUUCCAAAUAUCCAAUCAUUCGAAAUUUCAGAGCAGAAUCCUCGAUCAACUCUUCUGGAUGCGCUACAAGAAAUAAGUUUGUUAGCGGCGAAAGUAUUGGUGACGAAAUUUAUAUCGUCACUAAAUCCUAAUGUUUUGUGGCAAAAAUAAAUAUUGGCCACUAACCCAAAAUAGUUAGUGGCAAGCUAAAAAAAUUGUCACUGUUGAGCUAAAACAUGGUCAUCUAAAUUUCCUUCAUCGCUGAGCGAUUCUCUAUAUCGUUCGCUGCUGGAAAUGCCCAAAUGCCACUCAAAUCUCCUUUCCUAAGAGCACUAGUGAAGGAGUUUGUGCGUGAAUCUAAUGGGGUUUCAUGUCCAUUUGCUGCCAGUUUGCAUGGUUCUUAAAGCCAUGUAGUACUAGAGGCAUAUGGUUAAGUACUGUUUUCAUUUUCACUUUGUGUGUUUUUUUGUGAAUGUUUGUUUGGUGUCCUGGUUACUUGUCAUGUUGGUAAAACAUGAGUAUGGUCAGUUGGGUUUGAUGUGUGUGUGUGUGAAUGUGUGUUGAUCAAGCUAUGGAGAAUGUAAUAUUUACAAAUAAUUAAAGGACUUGAUGUUUGAGUAAGUUUCUAAUUUGAACUGAAUUUGAAUGUACAUCUCUUUUGGAUUCUUCAAUUAUAUGCCCAAAUCUAUAUGUGCUUAUGCCUACAACUGAAGUUCUUAAUGCUGAUUCUUUGGGUUCAAUAAUGUUCUAUUAGAAAUCUGGUGCACAAAGAAGAUGAGUAGUGGAGUGGGCGAUUUGUAAAUGAAUCAUGCAACCUCAUAUUGUUUUAGUGGAAAUGG
This is a messenger RNA of Ilex paraguariensis (yerba mate), 1251 nucleotides long. The record is from the annotation of a GenBank genome assembly. Lineage: Eukaryota; Viridiplantae; Streptophyta; Magnoliopsida; Aquifoliales; Aquifoliaceae.